AUGGCGGCUGUCCGUGCACUGUCACUGUCGCUGCCGUCAGCGGUAGUGUCAGGCUCAGGCCUCACCGCGUCUGCCCGCCAGCAGGAAUCCUCGACUCCUUUCCAGCCGCGCGGUGCGUUUCUCAAGUUCAAUGGCCUCAAGAGCACCGCCGGUCUGCCUUCGUCGAAGCAGGCCGUGCGAUCCCCUGCGAUGUCGCGCAAGGCAUCCAACGACCCCGUUCGACGCCUCGUGACGACGGCCGAGUUCUCCAAGGUUCCCCAGGAGCCCAUGGGCCUGUACGACCCUGCAUUGGACAGCGACGCGUGUGGUGUCGGCUUCGUUGCCGAGCUCUCCAAGAUCCCCACGCGCAAGACUGUGACUGACGCGCUCGAGAUGCUUAUCCGCAUGGCGCAUCGCGGCGCGUGCGGCUGCGAGGUUAACACCGGUGAUGGUGCUGGUAUCAUGGUGGCUCUACCGCACGACUUUUUCGUCAAGGUUGCCAAGGUGGAUGCUGGUGUGACUCUCCCGGCGCUGGGAGAGUACGGAGUGGGAAUGUGCUUCCUCCCCACGGACAAGAAGCGCAGGAACCGCGGCAAGGAGGCAUUCAACAAGGUGGCGGAGGAGAUGGGGUGCAAGGUGCUGGGGUGGCGGCGCGUGUUGACGGACAACGCGGAUCUGGGCAAGGCGGCGCUGGACACGGAGCCCAUCGUGGAGCAGCUCUUCCUGCUCGUCAACAAGGACUCGCACCUCGAGGCCGAGCAGCAGAUGUGGCUGCUGCGCCGCACCGCCAUGAAGGCCGUCCGCGAGGCGCUUAAUCUGAAGGUCGGCGGCACGCGCGACUUCUACAUCUGCUCGCUCUCCACCAGGACGAUCGUGUACAAGGGGCAGCUGAAGCCGGAGCAGCUGCAGGGUUACUACCACGCUGACCUCGACGACGAUCGCUUCACCUCCUACAUGGGCCUCGUGCACUCGCGGUUCUCAACGAACACGUUUCCGAGCUGGGAGCGCGCGCAGCCGAUGCGCAUUCUGGGGCACAACGGCGAGAUCAACACGCUGCAGGGCAACGUCAACUGGAUGCGCGCGCGCGAGGGGCUGAUGAAGUGUCCCGGGCUCGGCAUUUCCAAGGAGGAGCUGGACGCCGUGCUGCCCGUCAUCGACGCCAACUCCUCCGACUCGGGCGCGUUCGACGGAGUGCUCGAGAUGCUCGUGCGCGCCGGCCGCACGCUGCCCGAGGCCGUCAUGAUGAUGAUUCCCGAGGCGUGGCAGAACGACAAGAACAUGUACCCCGAGAAGAAGGCGCUCUAUAAGUACCUCUCCGCGCUCAUGGAGCCCUGGGAUGGGCCCGCUCUCAUUGCCUUUUCUGACGGCAAGUACGUGGGUGCCACGCUGGAUCGCAACGGUCUGCGUCCCGGCCGUUACUACGUGACGCACAGCGGCCGCGUCAUCAUGGCCAGCGAGGUGGGCGUCGUCGACGUGGACCCUGCUGACGUGGCGCGCAAGGGGCGCCUGAACCCCGGAAUGAUGCUAUUGGUGGACUUCGAGAAGCACGAGGUGGUCGAUGACGAGGCGCUCAAGCGCCAGUACUCGAGCCAGCGCCCCUACGGCGAGUGGCUGGCCAAUCAGAAGCUGACACUUGGCGACAUCGUCGCGUCCGUCCCGGAGGCUGAUCGCGUGCCGCCGCCGAUCGCGGGCGCGACGGAAGUCGAUUCGUCAGCAGACGAGACGAUGGAGACGAUGGGGAUCAGCGGGCUGACCACGCCGCUGAAGGCGUUUGGAUACACGAUCGAGGCUCUGGAGAUGCUGCUGCUGCCCAUGGCGCAGACGGGAUCCGAGGCGCUGGGAUCCAUGGGGAACGACACUCCGCUGGCGUGCAUGUCCACGCGGCCGAAGCUCAUGGCGGAGUAUUUCAAACAGCUCUUCGCGCAGGUCACCAACCCCCCGAUCGAUCCCAUUCGCGAGGCCGUUGUUACCUCCACGGAGUGCAUGGUGGGGCCCGAGGGAGACUUGACGGAGACGACUGAGGCGCAGGCGCAUAGGUUGUCGCUCAAGGGCCCGCUGCUGACGCCGGAGGAGACGGAGGCGAUGAAGAAGAUGGACCACCGCGGGUGGCGCACGGCCGUUGUGGAUGUCACGUUCGCGCGGAGUGAGGGGCCGGACGGGCUGGAGAAGGCGCUGGAUCGGAUCUGCGCUGAGGCGAGCCUGGCCAUCGAGGCUGGGUACAAGAUGCUCGUGCUGUCCGACCGAGCCACGUCCCCGACCCGCAUCCCUGUGAGUGCGCUCCUGGCAGUAGGAGCGGUCCAUCAGCACCUUGUCCGCACGCUGCAGCGCACGCGUAUCGGAAUCGUAGUCGAAUCGGGCGAGCCCCGCGAGGUGCAUCACUUCUGCACGCUCGUGGGGUUCGGCGCCGACGCCAUCUCGCCCUACGUCGCCACGGAGGCCAUCUGGCGGCUCCAGGUCGACGGCAAGAUCCCGCCCAAGGCGGACGGCUCCCUCCGCACGAAAGACGAGCUCAUCCGCACGUAUUUCAACGCGAGCAACGCGGGCAUGCUCAAGGUGCUGGCCAAGAUGGGCAUUUCGACGCUGGCUUCGUACAAGGGCGCGCAGAUCUUCGAGGCCUUGGGAUUGUCGAGCGACGUGGUGAACCGCUGCUUCCGGGGCACGGCGAGCCGGAUUCAGGGCGUGUCGUUUGACGUGCUUGCCGCGGAUGCUAUUCGCAUGCACGACCAGGCGUUCCCGCUGGGAACCGAGAAGAAUCUUGCGGAGGAUUCGGCUGAUGCUAUUGCUGUGCCGAAUGCUGGGGAGUAUCAUUACAGGAAGGGCGGGGAGGUGCAUUUGAACGACCCGGUCGCGAUCUCGCGCCUGCAGGAGGCCGCGCGGACGAACAGCCCAGGGGCUUAUAAGGAGUAUGCCCAGAUUACCAACACGCUGAACCAGCAGUGCAACCUGCGCGGCAUGCUCAAGUUCAAGCCGGCGCCAGGUGGCGCGAUCCCAUUGGAGGAGGUGGAGCCGGCGAGCGAGAUCGUGAAGCGGUUCUGCACGGGAGCCAUGAGCUACGGGUCUAUCUCCCUGGAAGCGCAUCAGAGCUUGGCCAUCGCUAUGAACACGAUUGGAGGAAAGUCGAACACGGGCGAGGGAGGCGAGAACCCGGCCCGCCUGGAUCCUAACCCGGACGGGAGUAACAACAUCCUCAGGUCGUCGAUUAAGCAGAUUGCGAGCGGGCGGUUUGGCGUGUCGGCGUAUUACCUGACGAACGCGGAUGAGCUUCAGAUUAAGAUGGCGCAGGGCGCGAAGCCCGGAGAGGGAGGGGAACUGCCCGGGCACAAGGUGAUUGGGGAUAUCGCCAUCACGAGGAACAGCACGCCGGGGGUGGGGCUCAUCAGCCCGCCGCCCCACCACGACAUUUACUCCAUUGAGGAUCUCGCGCAGCUGAUCUACGAUCUCAAGAACUCCAACCCGCGCGCCCGUGUGAGCGUGAAGCUGGUGUCCAAGGCGGGCGUGGGAGUGAUCGCGAGCGGAGUGGUGAAGGGCCAUGCAGACCACGUGCUCAUCUCAGGCCACGACGGCGGCACCGGCGCCUCCCGCUGGACCGGCAUCAAGAGCGCCGGUCUCCCCUGGGAGCUGGGUCUCGCAGAAACCCACCAGACGCUCGUGGCAAACGACCUGCGCGGCCGCACUGUGCUCCAAGCAGACGGGCAGAUGAAAACCGGAAAGGAUAUUACUGUCGCGGCGCUGCUCGGUGCUGAGGAGUUCGGGUUUUCGACGGCGCCGCUGAUCACUCUUGGUUGUAUCAUGAUGAGGAAGUGUCAUAAGAACGUGUGCCCGGUGGGGAUUGCGACUCAGGACCCGGUGCUGCGGGCGAAGUUUAACGGGCAGCCGGAGCAUGUGAUAAACUAUUUCUUCAUGGUGGCGGAGGAGGCGCGGGAGUACAUGGCACAGAUGGGCUUUAAGUCCAUGGAUGAGAUGAUUGGCCGCGCCGACAUGCUGGAACAAGACAUGGACCUCUGCAACUCCAACCCGAAACUCCAAAACAUUGAUCUCUCUGUGCUGCUCACCCCCGCCGCGACCCUCCGCCCAGGGGCCGCCCAGCGGUGCGUGCAGAAGCAGGACCAUGCGCUCGAGCUGGCGCUCGAUCAGAAGCUGAUCCAGCUCGCGCAGCCCGCGAUCACGCAGAAGAUUCCCGUGUUUGCCGAGGUGCCGAUUGUGAACGUGAACCGUGCGGUGGGAACCAUGCUGUCUCAUGAGGUGACCAAGGUGCAUCGCCUGGAGGGCCUUCCUGCUGAUAUGAUCCAUUUCAAGCUCACGGGUAGCGCUGGGCAGAGCUUCGGCGCGUUUACCUGCAAGGGGUUGACUCUGGAGCUUGAGGGGGAUAGCAAUGAUUAUGUUGGCAAGGGGCUGUCUGGGGGGAAGCUGAUUAUCUACCCGCCGACCUCGUCGACGUUUGAUCCCAAGGAGAAUAUCAUCAUCGGGAAUGUGGCGCUGUAUGGUGCUACGUCUGGCGAGGCGUAUUUCUGCGGUAUGGCUGCGGAGCGGUUUGCUGUGAGGAACUCCGGGGCGAGGGCGGUGGUGGAGGGGGUGGGGGAUCACGGGUGCGAGUACAUGACGGGCGGCACGGUGGUCAUUCUGGGCGGCACUGGAAAGAACUUCGCCGCGGGAAUGAGCGGUGGGACGGCGUACAUUCUCGACCGGGAAGGGGACUUCCACAAGAGGUGCAACACAGGGCUUGUUGACCUGGACCCUGUAGUGGCAGAAGCGGAUGUGCUGCUGCUGCGCUCCAUGAUUCAGCAGCAUCAGAGGUACACCAAGAGCAAGCUGGCUGGCGAGGUGCUGGCGGAGUUUGAGGAGCUGCUGCCCAAGUUUGUGAAGGUGUUCCCACGGGACUUCAAGCGCGUGCUGGAGGAGAAGCGGGUGAAGAGCGAGAUGGAGGCGGCGGCGCUCAAGGAGAAGGACGCGUUUGAAGAGCUCAAGAAGCUCGCGGCUGCCAGUGGAAAGGAGGAGGUCAACGGGUCCGCUGCUGUGGCUGCUCCCAAGCGCCCCACGCGUCUCCCUGCGCCCGUCAAGUUCGGGGGGUUCAUAAAGUACGAGAGGGAGCCGCUGCCAUACCGCCCGGCAGAGGAGCGCCUGACCGACUGGGGCGAGGUGCUGGCCUCCGACCCCGGCCGCCCCGAGCUCCUCAAAACCCAAUCCGCACGCUGCAUGGACUGCGGCACUCCCUUCUGCAACCAGGACAAGUCUGGGUGCCCGCUGGGGAACAAGAUCCCCGAGUUUAACGAGUUGGUGUACCAGGGGAGGUGGAAGGAGGCGUUGGAUCGGCUGCUGGAGACGAAUAACUUUCCUGAGUUUACGGGGCGGGUGUGCCCUGCGCCGUGCGAGGGCGCGUGCGUGCUGGGGAUCAUAGAGAACCCGGUGUCGAUUAAGACCAUGGAGCUGAGCAUCAUUGACAAGGCGUAUGAGAUGGGAUGGAUGGUGCCUCGCCCGCCCGCCAAGAGGACCGGCAAGAAGGUGGCGGUCAUUGGCAGCGGCCCAGCAGGCCUGGCCGCCGCGGAUCAGAUGAACAAGCGGGGGCACACAGUCACCGUGUACGAGCGUUCUGACCGUAUCGGCGGGCUGAUGAUGUACGGCGUGCCCAACAUGAAGACGGACAAGACCCACGUGGUGCAGCGCCGCGUGGACCUCAUGGCAGCCGAGGGCAUCACCUUCGUCACCAGCGCGCACGUGGGGGUGGACGAGAACUACAGCUUGGAAAAGCUCCGAGCGGAGAACGACGCGAUGCUGCUCGCGUGCGGGUCGACCAAGCCGCGGGAUCUGCCCGUCCCCGGGAGGGAGCUCAAGGGGGUGCAUUUCGCCAUGGAUUUCCUGGCUGCGAACACCAAGUCGCUGCUGGAUAGCGGGUUGAAGGACGGGAGGUUUAUCUCGGCGGAGGGGAAGAAGGUGGUGGUGAUUGGUGGAGGUGACACGGGCACGGACUGCAUUGGCACCAGUCUGAGGCAUGGGUGCGAGUCGCUGGUGAAUCUGGAGCUGCUGCCGCAGCCGCCGCCGUCCCGCGCCGAUGGCAACCCCUGGCCGCAGUGGCCGCGUGUCUUCCGCGUGGACUAUGGGCACGAGGAGGCCAAGACGAAGUUCGGGGCCGACCCGCGGUCGUACGAGGUGCUCACCAAGCGCUUCAUCGGCAACGAUGCAGGCGAGCUGGCGGGGAUUGAGACGGUGCGCGUGCAGUGGGCCAAGGACGCGUCCGGAAGGUUCCAGAUGAGCGAGGUGGCCGGGUCCGAGGAGGUGAUUCCCGUGGACCUCGCGCUGCUCGCCAUGGGCUUCCUGGGCCCGGAGCAGAACGUGGCGGAGAAGCUGGGGCUCAAGACGGACGCUCGGAGCAACUUCCAGGCGGACUAUGGGCAGUUCGCCACCAACCUGGAGGGCGUCUUUGCUGCCGGCGACUGCCGCCGCGGACAGUCUCUUGUGGUGUGGGCUAUCGCGGAGGGCCGUGGGGCAGCGGCGAACAUCGAUGCGUAUGUGAUGCGCAACGAGGAGGUGGACAUGGCUGCAGAGGAGAGGGAGCUCGUGGCGGUGGCUGCCAGGAGUGUUGCUGCUGUUGAUGCUGCUGAGCGGAGCGCUGCCACCAAUGGCAGUGCCACUAAUGGGAGCGCAACGAAUGGGAGUGCCACGAACGGGAGCGCGUAUCCGAAGGGCGUGGAGCAGGCACGGGUGGAAGCAGUUGAUGCUUGUCUGAUGGUGGAGGGAGAGGAUGACACGGAGCAUAUUGAAGCGUGCGUGGAGAAGAGUGUUGAGGCUGCUGCCUUGGGAGAUGGCACCCCUGAGCCUCGCGCCAGGAAGUUUCUAUCCGGGCCUCUGCCUGCCCUGGACGAGGGUCCGGGGGAGGAUUGGCGCAGGGGGCAAAGGGCGGAGAGCAAGGGGCUAGGGAUAAAGGCAGCAGGCGCAGCAGCAGGGGCUGCUGCUGAUGGGGGAGCAGAAGAGGAGGCCGCUGCUGCUACAGCAGCAGGUAGUGGUGGUGGCAAUGGCGCUGCAUAUCUGGGUGUUGGUAGGGCUGUCUCUUGUGUUGCAGAGGCAGCAGGGGGCGAUUCAGCGCAUCUGGCUGGGAGAGCGUGGUCGUCCGGGCCUUUGCCAGAUAAAGGGGCUGCUGGGGCUGCUGCUGCUACCGGUGGUGGUGGUGGUGCUGGUGGUCGUGCUGGUGUCGCCGGUGUUUCUGGGUUGUCGCGCGGAGCAGCAGCAGGAGCAGCAGCAGCAGCAGCAGUAGCAGGAGCAGGAGGAGGAGCAGAAGGGGCAGCAUCUGCUGUGGUGACAGGAGGGGGGGAGAGGGAAGCAGGAGUUGGGGCGAGGGGGGACGGCAAGGCGGGUGGGGCGGAGGGGCAGGCGGGGGGUGCGAGGGGAAAGGCGAAGAGUGGGCCACUGUUGGGCGACAAGGCUGCAGCAGCAGCCGGGGUGAUUGUGGUGGACCGGUUUCUGGUGAAGGACGAUGCAGAGCGGUACGUGGUGGUUGUGUGCAGUAUAGCGAAGGUUGCAGAGCAGAGCAGAGCAGUACGUUGUCAUGAUCACCAUCACUUUAUUGGCGUGGCCGUGUGUCUGCCCUUCCUUUUCAGGCACCUAACAAGCAUCGCUGUUUGUCUGCCCGUUCCUCUAUGCUUUCUGCACUUUCUUAUGCACUCUUCCCCCGUCCCCACUCUCUUCCGCCACCCCUUCUCCUCCACCCCCCCUCCCCUUCCCCCAUCCCCCCCUCCCCCUCUCCUCCCUCCCCACCCCCUACUACUCACUCCCCUAUUCGCUGAAUUCCCUAAUAAUCCCCUUUCCGCUGUCAUCCACUGUCUCCCUGUGCCCCCCUGCGCCCCCCUGUGGCCCCUUGUCCCCUUCUGCGCCCCCUUUCCCCGCCCCGCCUUUGUCCCCCUUUUGCCCUCUUUGCCCCCCUGCGCCCCCCUGCGCCCCCCUGCGCUCCCUUGUCCCCCUCUGCGCCCCUCUUUCUCCGCCUUUUCCCCCCUGCGCCCUCCUGCACCCCCCUGUGCCCCCUGUGCGAGCAGGCAUGCAGGCUCCAAGGCAUCUCGUCCAGGCAAGCUGCCAUCGCGCUUCACAUUCGAGCCUACACACGACCCUUUGGAGUUUGACGAAGCCUCUCCCCUCCCCACUGCGACCUCCUCCCUCCCAGCCACGGCUGCUGCUUCCACCGCCACCUCUGCUGCUUCUCUUCCUGCCGGCUACCCUCCUGCCGCUGCCGCCACUGCCGCCGCCGCCACUGCUGGUGCCGCUGCUGGUGCUGAUUCUGGUCCUGCCCCGGCUGCCCGUACGGGUGCUUCCGUUGCUGGGCCUGCUGCCGCUUUGUCCGUAACCACAGGCGGUGCAUCUGGUGCAGGCUCAUCUGCGGCUUCCAUUUCAAGCAGAGGCGCUCCUCUUGUGAAGUCCUAUUCCGGCCAGAUGCCGCCUACACCAGGUACGCCCUCCCCACAUGAGGCCACAGGGGGCGGUGCCUUCACUGUUCAUAGAGGCCCAGGUGGAACUACAGGCAGGUUCACAGAGGUGCGGGAGGGGCGAGGGAGAGAGGAGGGCGGGAGGGAGGAGAGGUGGGGGGGUGAGCGGGUGAGAGAGGAGGAGAGGGAGCGGAGGAGAGAUGAGAGGGGGAAGGUGGAGAGGGGGAGAGAGGAGAAGGGGAAGGAGGAGAGGGGGAGAGAGCGAGCGAGCGAGAGAGGAGAGGGGAAGGAGAGGGGAGAGCGAGGGAAGGAUGCACGGACGAGAGACGAGAAGGCUAAGGAGGAGAGGGUGUUUUCUCGUGAGCUGGGGAAGCCUAAGGAGGAGAGGGUGCGAGAGGAGAAGAGGAGGGAGGAGAGGAGCAAGGAGGGAGGCGGAUCUAGAGAGUUGAGAGGGCGGGAGGAGAAGGGGAGGGAGGAGAGGGUAGGAGGGGGAGGAGGAGGAGGAGGAGGAGGAGGAGGAGGAGGAGGAGGAGGAGGAGGAGGAGGAGGAGGAGGAGGAGGAGGAGGAGGAGGAGGGGGAGGGGGAGGAGGAGGAGGAGGAGGAGGAGGGGUGGGAGGAGGAGGAGGAGGGGGAGGAGGAGGGGGAGUAGGAGGAGCAGGAGGAGGAGCAACAGUGGCGGGGCGAGCAGGAGUGCAGCAGAAGGGGCGGUUCUCAGUGACAACAGACGACUCGGAUGGCGAGGAGGAGAGCAUGGGCAUGGCGCCCAUUGUGCUGCGCAGCUCACUCAUGCAACGCCCGCCAGCCCAGCAGCAGCCAGGUGGAGGCGUGCUGCUGCCACCCAACCGCCCUCCCACACCCUCUCAUGGGGCGCCUGCUGCUGCUGCUGCUGCUGCUGGGUCUUCCCACCUCCCGUCUUUCAGAAAGGUGGGUCUUUUAGAAUUGCUUCUUAUCUUCUCUGUGGUUUUAUUCUUCAUUCGUUCCUGCCGCAUCCGUCCCCAAGCUUCUUCCUACUCCCCUCCCGCACCCUCCCGCCCACCCACGGCCUUCUUCGUACCUUCUCAAUUCCUAUGUCAAGCCUUCUUCUCGCUCUUGUCUGCCGUUCUCUCCAUGCACAGGACUCUCUUGCUGCUGCAAUUGUUCCUCUGUCUGCCAUUCAAGCUUUCUUCUCGCACCUGUGUGCUGUUCUCUCCCUGUGCAGGACUCUCUUGCUACAGCAAGUGGUUUUUUGUUUGUAGCAGCGCCCUCCCCCCCUUCAACCUUCCCCCCCUCCCUCAAGCCUUCUCCUCUCUUCUGUGUGCUGUUCUCUCCCUGCGCAGGGCUCUCUUGCUACGGCAAGCAGGCCCGUGUUGA
Molecule: messenger RNA, 9735 nt
Organism: Closterium sp. Naga37s-1
Lineage: Eukaryota; Viridiplantae; Streptophyta; Zygnematophyceae; Desmidiales; Closteriaceae
Source: the annotation of a GenBank genome assembly